Molecule: messenger RNA, 1422 nt
Organism: Emiliania huxleyi CCMP1516
Lineage: Eukaryota; Haptophyta; Isochrysidales; Noelaerhabdaceae
Exons: 1
Coding region: 63-1295 (410 amino acids)
Molecular function (GO): protein binding
Source: RefSeq, a predicted model, not a curated record
UGCGGCAGCGCGUUGGCGCCGCGCCGCAUGACGCGCCGCCGAGCGAUGCGGCGGUGCAGGCGAUGGCCGUUGCGGCGGCGGCGGCGACGCUGCGCGUGCACGUGUCGGUCAGCCGCGUCGCUGUUGCGGCGUGCAUGCAUUUGGCUAAUCUGUGCAUUGAGGUGCAGAACAGGCAACUUGCGGCCGGCGCGGACGCAGUCGAGGCAAUAGUGGCGGCGAUGCAGGCUCACCCGCAGGUGGCGGGGGUGCAACAGCAAGGCUGCGCGGCGCUGGCCAACGUGUGCUGCGGCACCGACGCCGCAGGGCUCGCACGCAAGCAGCGCGCAACAGAGGCGGGCGCGAUCGAGGCGGUUGCGGCGGCGCUGCAGGCUCACCCGCAGGUGGCGGAGGUGCAACAGCAAGGCUGUGUGGCGCUGGUCAACGUGUGCUCCGGCAUGGAUGGCGCAGGGCUCGCACGCAAGCAGCGCGCAGCAGGCGCGGGCGCGAUUGAGGCGGUGGUGGCGGCGAUGCAGGCUCACCCGCAGGUGGCGGGCUUGCAGGAGCAUGGCUGUGGGGCGCUGACCAACGUGUGCUGCGGCACCCACGCCGCAGGGUUCGCACGCAACCAGCGCGCAGCCGACGCGGGCGCGAUCGAGGCAGCGGUGGCGGCGAUGCGGGCUCACCCGCAGGUGGCGAGGGUGCAACAGCAAGGCUGUGCGGCGCUGGUCAACGUGUGCUCCGGCAUGGACGGCGCAGGGCUCGCACGCAAGCAGCGCGCAGCAGAGGCGGGCGCGAUCGAGGCGGUGGUGGCGGCGAUGCAGGCUCACCCGCAGGUGGCGGGGGUGCAACAGCAAGGCUGUGUGGCGCUGGUCAACGUGUGCUCCGGCAUGGAUGGCGCAGGGCUCGCACGCAAGCAGCGCGCAGCAGCCGCGGGCGCGAUCGAGGCGGUGGUGGCGGCGAUGCAGGCUCACCCGCAAAUGGCGGGCGUGCAGGAGGACGGCUGCGGGGCACUUGCCAACGUGUGCUCCGGCGACGACGCCGCAGGGCGCGCACGCAGGCAGCGCGCAGCAGACGCGGGCGCGAUCGAGGCGGUGGUGGCGGCGAUGCGCGCUCACCCGCAGGUGGAGGAUGUGCAGAAAAUGGGCUGUUGGGCGCUGCGCAACGUGUGCUACGGCAACGACGCCGCGGCGCGGGCGCGGAGGCAGCGUGCUGUGACUGCACACGCGCCCGAGGCGGCGACAGCGGCGUUGCAGGCGCACCCAGAGAACGCAGCUGUCCAGGGGCAAGGACAGCAGCUGCGCGAUUUGCUUGUCUGAUGCAUCUCGAAGGGCCCUGAAGGCGGUCGUUUGGCCGGCGGGCGCGGCGUCGCCGCGUACGUUUGACGGCCCUGGAAUCGGCCUGGCGAUCGGAGGGGCUGCUGCCGGGUAAGGCGGUGAGCAUGGU